Molecule: messenger RNA, 1966 nt
Organism: Leucoraja erinaceus (little skate)
Lineage: Eukaryota; Metazoa; Chordata; Chondrichthyes; Rajiformes; Rajidae
Gene: ddx28
Product: DEAD (Asp-Glu-Ala-Asp) box polypeptide 28
Exons: 1
Coding region: 151-1830 (559 amino acids)
Biological process (GO): mitochondrial large ribosomal subunit assembly
Cellular component (GO): mitochondrion
Molecular function (GO): nucleic acid binding; RNA helicase activity; ATP binding
Source: RefSeq, a predicted model, not a curated record
CUGACCGGGCUCGGGCUCCACUAGAGGCCUGAGGUCGGGGCGCGUGCGCGUGCGCGGGCUCAGGUCCCCCUCCCCCCCGGCCGUUACAGUCAAGCGCGCGCUCCGUCCUCGAGCCGCCGCCAGAGUCACCGCCCGCGACCCUGACCCGACAUGUUGGCGCUCAGGUACACGUUCCCCCCGCACCCGCGGAGCCAGGCGGUGGGGCUCUGGGGGCAACUGAGGAUGGUCUCCUCCUCGUCCUCCAUUACCGCCGUAGACGAUGACCAGUUGCCCGUUAUCCGCGUCCCGCAGCGGCUGCAGCAGCAGAAGCUGAAGCGCGGGGCGGGGAACCAGGCAGUGGCGGUGGGGCUGAGGUUGGUCAAGCCCGGCCGUCAGCUGAUCGUGGGCAAGCGUCCUCAACUCAACCAGCACUCCGGCCGCAUCUUCGGCAAGUUCGACCAGGUGCCGCUGGUCUCCAAGGGAUGGAAGCACAGGAAGGCAGCCGGGGAUUACUUCACCAUCAACAACACCCGUACUCGGCCCCCGGCCUUGCCCGGAGACCAGGGGGAGGAAGAGGAGGAAAGGGAGGAAAGGCAGAAGUCCAGUGGAAAGGCGCCGAGCUUCAGUUCGCUGGGGCUGUGCAUUGAGUUGCAGGACGCCUUGGACAAAAUGGGCAUCUCUCGCCCCACCACGGUUCAAUCCCAGGCCAUCGCGGCCCUCAUGAGAAGGAAGAAUAUUCUGUGUGCCGCCGAGACUGGCAGCGGCAAGACCCUGAGCUACCUGCUGCCCUUAAUGCAUACCUUGAUCUCUGAAAGGCUUGUGCCCAUCGAUACCGACUGGACUGGUCCGCAUGGUCUGGUGUUGGUCCCGUCCCGGGAGCUGGCCGACCAGGUCUACCAAGUGGCCCAGUCCCUGGCGUCCAACCUCAAUCUGAAUGUGCAGACGGUCGGUGGAGGUCGUGGGUUGGGCAACGUAAAACUCGCCCUGUCCCGAGGACAGAUUGACCUCCUAAUAUCCACACCUGGUAUCCUUUGGAAGGCACUGAAAAGGGACUUUAUCAGUCUACGUGAGUUGACCUACCUGGUACUGGAUGAGGCGGACACUCUGUUUGAUGCGAGCUUUGUGGAGCUGCUGGAGGGCAUUCUCAACCAUACCCAAAUAGCUUCCAACGCCUCUGAAACCCAUGGGGUGGAAAGGAAAGCUCAGCUGGUGGUGACAGGGGCAACAUUCCCAGGUGGAGUGGGAGAACUCCUCAGCAAAAUCACGGAUUUGGGCAGCAUCACCACAAUAAAGAGCAAAGGCCUUCACUACCUCAUGCCGCACGUGAAGCAAAAAUUUACGAAGGUGAAGCGGGCUGAUAAAUUGUCUGAGUUCCUGCAAGUCUUGAAGCAACUUGCAAAAAGACCUGAGGUUGGAAUUCUUGUGUUUUGCAACAAUGCAGCAACUGUUAAUUGGCUUGGUUAUAUCUUGGAAGACCAUCGCAUCAAACACAUCCGGCUGCAGGGGAAUAUGGUGGCUGAAAAGCGAAGCAGCAUCUUUGAUACUUUUCAGAGGGGUCUCAUAGAUGUCCUCAUUUGCACAGACAUUGCAUCCCGAGGCUUGGACACUCGGAGGGUGGAAAUUGUAAUUAAUUAUGACUUCCCACCAACUCUGUGUGAUUACAUCCACAGAGCUGGGAGAGUGGGACGUGUUGGGGGCAAGGUUUUGGGUACUGUUAUCAGUUUUGUUACGCACCCAUGGGACGUUGAACUGGUGCAGAAAAUUGAAGCUUCAGCACGUCAAAAAUUGAUGCUCCCUGGCAUGGAGUCCAAAAUCAGUGAGGCAACAGCGAAAAUCAUAGCAGAAUUAUGAGAAGUGAGAUGUUCAGACUGACAAAUUCACAUUGGCUGUAACAAUUUUUGUAAGUUCGGCUUUUGAAGUAAACUUAAAUUGUUUACAAAAAUUAAACAGAUUCUUAGAUACAAUAGUAUUAUGCAUUGAAAAGUAA